Messenger RNA from Saccostrea echinata, 810 nucleotides. RefSeq lists its product as uncharacterized. Lineage: Eukaryota; Metazoa; Mollusca; Bivalvia; Ostreida; Ostreidae. The record is from RefSeq and is a predicted model, not a curated record. The coding region runs from base 1 to 810 and encodes 269 amino acids. The transcript is spliced from 6 exons.
AUGGGUAGAAAUAUUACAGAAACAAGUGUUUGGGGUUUGGAGGUGUUAAAAGCUUCCAAGGAUGAUGAAAUUCAAGAAAAUGCCAAAGUUUACAAGGAAGAUGUAGUUCAAGAGAACUCGAAAGAACACGAGACAGAUAUUGACGUUCAAUUGGCAUGCUUGAACAACUUUCUGUAUCAAAUUGGAGGCAAACUAAACAAGAACAAAGAAUCUAUUAAAAAAUUAAAGUAUAUAUUACAAGCUGCAAGAGCGCGUGAAAUCAAGAUGAAUAAGGACAGCAAUGUUUAUGAAAACAACAAGGUUACUGAAGAAGAUGAAGAGUAUAAAGAAAUUGGUGGAAUAAAAAAGGGACGCGAUCUGCUGGAGUUUAUGAACAGAAAAUAUGACUUCAAUUUAAAUUUUUUUAAGUUAAAAGGUUUUUUGGAAGCUGUGGGAGAAAACGGAUUAAGUGAAGAGUGCAAUAAUUUUAACAAGGAAAAUAAUCAAGUGCCCCUUUGCAAAGGACAUGUAAGCAAAGAGGGUCGGCAGGAUUUAAGACUAAAACUUGCAGAGGGAAAACAACAUUUGAACAAGGACGACAUCUUUGAUGUACAACGUGAUCUUUGCAAAAGUGUAAAUGCUGCUAAAGAUGAGGAUAUUUUAAUGAAUGGAGUUGCAAGCGGAUCCAUUGUUAUCCAUUUCCUAGUUAUGAAUUAUCUUGUCGACAUCCUUAAAGUUGGCAAUUUCGAAGCGUUGUAUAAAUAUGGAUUAAUAGAAGUCACUCUCAUGGGACACUGUAUCUACAGAUGCAAUAACAGUGGUAUGUAUUAA